Messenger RNA from Microplitis mediator, 3173 nucleotides. RefSeq names its product cyclic AMP-dependent transcription factor ATF-2 (gene Atf-2). The transcript is spliced from 7 exons. Gene Ontology annotation, biological process: regulation of transcription by RNA polymerase II. Gene Ontology annotation, molecular function: cAMP response element binding; DNA-binding transcription factor activity, RNA polymerase II-specific. Bases 137 to 1702 code for a protein of 521 amino acids. The record is from RefSeq and is a predicted model, not a curated record. NCBI's taxonomy places the organism in Eukaryota, Metazoa, Arthropoda, Insecta, Hymenoptera, Braconidae.
UUGUCAUAUACUGCAGCAGAGUAGAAUUGUACAUAAUAACCAAAUUUAAUAAACAUUCAACAAAACAUCAUAUAUUCUGUCAUCGAGCUUGUAAAUUUAUAUUUUUGUAUAUAUAUUCUAUAAUAUUUAUUUUAAAAUGACAGAUACUGAAAAACCCUUCGCUUGCUCGUCUCCAGGAUGUAAUAUGAGUUUUGUUAAUGAAGACCAUUUGGUAGUUCAUAAAAAAAAACACGAUAUGAUUUUAAAUCUUGGAACAGGUGGUAAAAGUAAUGCGUUUAUAGCUGAUCAAACACCAACACCGACACGAUUUAUCAGAAAUUGUGAAGAAGUCGGUUUGUUUCAAGAUUUACAAAAUGUCAAUCCCUUUGAAGAAACUUUCCGACGUGCGGUAGAAGGGAAAAUUGGAUCAUUAUCUGAGUCUGAGAUUGUUAUAAAUGAUGAUACGUUGCAUACCCCACAUGUAUUUCCACAUAUAGAAGACAAUAGAUCAAAUAAAAUAGUUUUGCAUCGAGCUGAUACCGAUACUGAAAACGAAGAAACGUUGGAAAGUAAAUCGAAAGAUGAAUUAAAAUCAAAUUGUGAAAGUUUAGAAGUUGUUACUUGUAAAGAAAUUAAAAAGACAUCUGAAACAAUUGUUAUACAAGAAGCGGAUACGUCAAUUAUUCAACAAUCUCCAUCACCGUUACCAUCAUCCACAAGCUUAUCAAUAAACGGUGAAGAAGUGCAGUUUCUUUUGAAAACUCAAGAUGGAAAAUUAAUGCAACUUUCUGCAACUUCCGUGAUUGAUUCAUCAACUCCAGUUACUGUUCAAUCCCAACAGACGAAACCACAAACAAUUCUGAUAAAAACAGCAAUACCACUAAAGAGUAAUGAAGGAGAAAAGUCAAUCAAAAAAGUAAACCCACCUCCUCUGUCAGAUGCUAAGCAGCGUCUAAGAGAAGCUAUUAUCAAAAACGGCACUGUAACAAGUACAGAAGUAAUAAAAAAUGACAAAGUACAAAAUAAUGAUAAAAAAAAGUGUUUAGCAAAGAAAGUUGAAGACAAAAACGAAAAAAACAUAGACUUAAGUAGAAAAAAAGAUGUUCAAGCUAGAAAUCGUGCAAGUUCGAUGAGAGCGCGAGCAAAAAGAAAACAAUGGAUUAAUCAACUUCAACACUCAUUAGAUGAAGCAAACAAAGUAAAUGCUAGACUACAAAUGGAAAUAUCAAAUUUACGAUUAGAAGUCGGUAAUUUAAAAACAAUUUUAUUAGCCCACAAAAAUUGCUCGGUAACUAAAGAAAUGGAAAAAGGUAAUAAAAUACUUGUAGAGCCUAAAUUUAUAUCAGUAUCGUCGUUAAGACUGUCAGAGAAAACAUCUAUUUUGUCGAAUGAAGUAAUACAAGGCAUAAAACGAGAGAGUGUAGCAAGAGAUGAGCCAUGUGUUGGAAAUAAAAAAUUAAAAACAAAAAAACAAUCGAUAUUAUUACCAAAAAAUGAUGAUAAAAUGGUACCUAUAGUAACUAAAAUAGUCAGUAAUUCUUGCAAUGAUGUUAAAUUUUUAAAUAUUAGUGAAAUAGUUGAUGAUAAACGUAUUAAUAAGCCUAUUUUAAUUGUUCAAAAUCCACAAGAAAAAAAAGUUCAAAUAAUUAAUACUCGGCAAGUUGUACAAGUGGAUCAGAGCUUGCAAUUAAUUAACGUAGCGUCCAAAACAACAGGGACUUAGUUUUGUUAUUCUAUUUAUCAAAUGAUAUUUUAGUUGGAAAAUUUCAAUGAAAUCAGACAUAAUGUACACAGAAAAAAACUGACUUGAAUCAAGAAGAAUUUACUUGACCCAAGAAUAUUAGUAUUAAGAACUAGUUUUUUUUGGUGCAAGAAUAUAUUUUUUUUUAAAUUUAGAAUUUAGAAUUUCGUUUAUUAAUGCCAGGGCACAGUUUCAUUACAUAGUGAGUACACGGAAAGAAAAUUAUGGCAGCGGUUCCCAUAAUUUUGUGAAAUUUUUUCCUAUACCAUCAUAGGAAUUACGGCCAUAAAUUAUGGGAGCGGUUCCUAUAAUUAUAGGAAUGGUUCCUAUAAUGUAUAGGAAUACUUUCUAUAAUAUUAUGGGAAUCAUUCCUAUAAUAGUAUGGGAACUAUUCCCAUAAUAUUAUGGGAAUGAUUCCCAUAAUGCAAUUGGAAUGGUUCCUAUACCAUUAUGGGAAUCAUUCCCAUAACAUUAUAGUGUGGUAAUCACUUCUACAAUACACAGAAAUAUUAUUAAACAUAAAAACAAAAAUUCAAACAUUGAAAAAAAAAAUCGUAUUUGGCAAAAAAACAUUAAAAUUUUUAACAAGAAUUUUUUGUCAGCACAAAAAAUUCAAGAAAAUUCAAAUUUUGGGAAAUUUCUACACUAUUGUGCAAAAAAAAAUUUUAUGAUAUUAUAGGGAUGGUUCCCAUAAUAUUAUAGGAAUAGUUCCCAUACCAAUAUGCGAACCAUUCCCAUAAUGCAUAGCAAAACUUCCCAUAAUUUUCUUUCCGUUAACAUUUAUUACAUAAGAAACAUAUAGUUGUGAGUACAUAGUACAACUAUAUAAAAUAUGAAUACUUUAGAUAAAUUUGGUUUACAAUUACUUCGAUAUUCAUUCGGUAAUAAUUAUUAAAAAACAAGGAUUUAAAGUAUAAAGUCUCAAUUUUACUUUUACUUAGUUCAACUGGUAAUUUUACGUAUUGCACUGAGUUUAUCCUUAUCACAGUCACUAGGUAAUCAAUUUUUGACUUAGUAUACAGUAUUGAUUUUUUUGAUUCAAGAAAAUAUUUCUUCAAUUGAUUAAUUUAAAUUCUUGACCCGAGCUUUAAUUGAGAUUAGAAUUCUUGUAUGAAGAAUUUCUCGUUUUUGAUACCAACAAAUAUUUUUUCGAUUUAAGAAACAGAAUGACAAAACAAGAGUUUAAUUUUGUAAAAAAAUUCUUGAUUCAAGUUUAAUUUUAUUUGUGCAUGAAAUGCUAGAUGAUCUGCUUUGUACCUUUUAAUUUAAGUAGGAAUAUUAAUUACAAACAAUAGCAAUAAGUCAUUAAUUUUUAUUGACUAAUAUUUAAUUUUUUAAUUGUAAAAAAUAUAUUUUUCUAGGCAAUACUAAUAAUAUAUUUAAAUACUUAUAGUAAUAAUUUAAUCGCUGGCGAUUAUUUUUAUGUUUUUACAUGACAAAGUAGCAUUUGUUU